AGGCAGUCGUCGGGAUUGCGCCGCCUGCUGAGACCUGCCCAGUCCUUCCCGUCUGUGCCAGGAGCCCAGUCCUGGAGCAUAGGGGCGGCUCUGCGGGGGCUGUUCUAGCAGCAUGGUGUGGGCUCGGUCGGCCCUCAGUCCCUGCGUGCUCUGGGCUGCGGCCUGGGGAGUCUUGCUGCUCGUGGCCCCCGCAGGGGCGCAGCGUGGCCGGAAGAAAGUCGUACACGUGCUCGAGGGUGAGUCAGGCUCCGUGGUGGUGCAGACAGCUCCAGGGCAGGUGGUCAGCCACCGGGGUGGCACUAUCGUCUUGCCCUGCCGUUACCACUACGAGGCAGCCACCCACAGCCACGACGGCGUCCGCCUCAAGUGGACUAAGGUGGUGGAGCCGCUGGCCUUUACCGAUGUCUUCGUGGCGUUGGGCCCCCAACACCGGGCUUUUGGCAGCUACCGAGGGCGGGCCGAGCUACAGGGUGAUGGCCCUGGGGACGCCUCCUUGGUUCUCCGAAAUGUCACGCUGCAGGACUAUGGGCGCUAUGAAUGCGAGGUCACCAAUGAACUAGAGGAUGACACCGGCAUGGUCAAGCUGGACCUGGAAGGCGUUGUCUUCCCUUACCACCCCCGAGGAGGCCGCUACAAGCUGACCUUCACGGAAGCUCAGCGCGCAUGCGCUGAGCAGGAUGCCAUCCUGGCGUCGGCGGAGCAGCUGCACGCGGCCUGGCGCGAUGGCCUAGACUGGUGCAACGCGGGCUGGCUGCGCGAUGGCUCGGUUCAGUACCCGGUGAGCCAGCCCCGGGAGCCCUGCGGCGGCCUAGGCUGGCCCGGGAGCGCAGGGGUUGGCAGAGGUGCCUCGGGGGGCGUGCGCAACUACGGCUACCGCCACAACGCGGAGGAACGCUACGAUGCCUUCUGCUUCACGUCCAACCUCCCGGGGCGAGUGUUCUUCCUGAAGCCGCUGCGGCCCCUGCCCUUUUCUGGAGCAGCACGCGCAUGUGCAGCUCGAGGCGCGGCGGUGGCCAAGGUGGGGCAGCUGUUUGCUGCGUGGAAGCUGCAACUGCUGGAUCGUUGCACCGCAGGCUGGCUAGCAGACGGAAGCGCGCGCUACCCCAUCGUGAAUCCUCGAGCGCGCUGUGGCGGCCACCGGCCGGGAGUGCGCAGCCUCGGGUUCCCUGACGCCACACGCAGCCUCUUCGGUGUCUACUGCUACCGCUCGCCCGGAGUGCCUGACCCUGCACCCGGAGGCUGGGGCUGGGGCUGGGCGGGAGGUGGCGGCUGGGCCGGGGGUGCACGCGACCCCGCUGCCUGGACCCCACUGCGUGUCUAGGGCCAGGGUAUGGACGGCUGGGGAGCUUGGCGGCUGGCCAAGUGCCCUGCUGUCCCCUGGAGACGGAUCACGUCCCCUGCAGUAUUCUGCAGGCUGACCAGGCUCUGUGGUCUUUGAACACUGACCAUACCCCUAAAACUGGCCAGUUUCGGGGGGACAGUCCCCUGGAGACAAGUCCCCUGGAGUCUCCUGGACACUAACCAAGUCCCCCUUUCUUGGAGAGAUUUCCCCUACUCCCCUGACUUUCUCUAGGAGACCUGACAUACCUUGAGGACCCCUGGAGGCCAACAGAUUCUGACGUCUCCUGAAGACUACUCCUCCAGAGGUCACCUGGACACAGAUGGAACCAUCCCAGAAGUCACCUGGAGGCUGGACCCCCAGGAUUAUCUGAAGACUGGCCACACACCUUCUGUAUCUCUCUGGAAACUGAAGACUUAACAGUCACCUGACAACUGAACCACCCUCCCAUCACCUGUAGAAGAACUAGAAAUCACAGAAUUAGACAGGUGAUCAUGCCCUCAUAGUCACGUGGAGACUGUAGGCUCCUGUCCUCUCCCCACUGUGACCUGCUGAUUGGAUAUCCCCAUUCUUCCCCCCUCCCUCUGGAGUCCCCUGAAAUUUCCAUAGUAACAGACCAAGUCCUCAGGUCACUGUGGAGAACAGCCCCAUCUCUCUAGUUUCAGGGGAGACCACCCUUUGUCAACACUCAGACAGAUCGACACACCCCAGCUGGGUCACAUGACUGGCAGCUGUGCCCUACCCUCAGGUAUCUCUCUGGAGGGGCAAGUCUGCCUCCACCUGACCUCCUUUUUUCCUGGCUGUCACCAAAGAGACCAUCCCCAGGACCCACAGACCCAUAAAAUCCAUGUUACAUGCUAUGGAAGCAAGCCACCCCACUUCCUAUUGGCACUAAGGCAACCAGCCCAGCUUCUGUCACCUAGAGUCACAUGGCCCUUCCCUCAUCAGUCACACCCAUGGAGAUAGUGCCUCCUCCUCUAGCUGUAACCAUGGAUACCACACAUUCUCCAUCUCACUGUCCUCCACCCCAGAGACCUACAACUCCACUUCUGUUGUCCCCAUCCUGACCAACAGCCAUGGAAACCAGCCUCCCACUAACUGUCCAGACAGUGAGCCAACAUUUAGUUCUACAGCUCUCACCAUGGAAAUGGGCUGCCCUUUCCCCAGGCCCACCCCAGCUCCUUGCUGCCCUCCAAGCUCCGCAGCUGUUGCCAUGGAGACCAAAGUGCAGUCUGAGGUAGCAGAACACCUGUCUCCCUAGGCUUUUCCUUGUCAGCAGGGCCCCACCCAUCCAGCUGUCACUAUAGAGGAUGUUAAUAUCAUCCCCAUGACAACCGACCCCUGACCCCCAGCUCUCAGGAACUAAUCACCAUGGUAGGAACUGCACCCCAUAGGUCUUAAUAGCUGCCCCUUCACCAGGGGGACUCAGCCCCAAGCAGCACCCCCUGAUAGGGCUGGACUUCUGGAGCUGCUGAACACCCUACGUUUGCACGCUACCUAUACCCCAGACAGCAGCUGUGCACGCACACCCUUUCGAUACCUAGGUGUUUUCAUUGCCUCUGUACGGAUGAGCAAACUGAGGCAAUGAAAGGGCAUGCCUUGGCCCUUUGAGCUGUGCAAGCACUGGGUUUCCCUUUUCUUCUCUGAGACCCCAUCCCCAUUCUCACCUAGCUCUUCUCUCCUUCCCUACUUACUCCCUUACCCCACUUCCCUCCUUAGAGAUCCAGGAGAGAUGGAAUGUUCCUAAACCUCAAAAGCCACUCUGAGCUCCAGAUUUUAAGGGCAGAUUCUUGCUAAGAAGUCAGGACCCAGCCAAACUCCCCAGUGUGGAAAGCCACCCAUCCUUGGGAAAUCUCAGUUCUAAGGUCUUUCCUAGAGUAGCACUUGGUAGUCUCCUGGAGCCCUCUCUACUGUCCCAUCCAUCUUAAGGAAAUCCAUCUGUGGGCUGGGAAUCAGGUUGGCUUGGUUCUAAUCCUGCCCAUGACCAAGUGACAGAACCCCUGAGCCUAUUUCCUCCUCUGUACCAGGGCUGUUUGUUCUGAGGUCCCAGUGAAUGCAAAGCAUACAGCAGGGGCUCAAUAAAUUUUUUUCAAUGAAUAAGUAAAAGAGGCAGCCAGUGAGUAAUUGCUUCAAAAUGCAUUUUUGUGAACAAAAUGUUUCCCAAUAGGUGUACUUGCUGAUGACUCAGUCAGAAGUCUCCCCUCACUUCUCAAGACCACAUUCCACUCACUCUCUUCUUCCCCCAGGCGCCCCCCGCCCCCGCCCCCCCCACUCUCCUUUGAGCUACCCUCUAUGGGUCUGGCUCUUUCAGCUUGUCCUGAUUGGUUCCUCUCAAUACCCAGGAACAAAGUGUAUGAAACUGGAUGGGGAAUUUCUUCUCCAGGAAGGCAGAGAAGUUGCAGAUUUUCCUGGGGUAUAGGAGUGGUGUGGGGAGGGCAGUGUGGACUCAUGAGUACUGAAAUUUCUGGGAUACAAACAAAGGGAGAAGAGAAAAAAGUGUAAGGGUCUGAUUUGGUUGGAGAAAUGGGAUGGUCAAUGUAACUGCUCAUCUUUCAAUACCAGACUCGAUGAAGCUUCCACAAGCAAACGGUUCCUCUGAAUUGCAGUGUCCAGCUCCUUGGUUAAAUUGCCUUGUACUCCAGCUGAGCCUUAGCUUCCCCUAUAGGAGACUGGUGAGGGGCAUGUUUCCAGAGAUGCACGUAUGGGAUUUCUUUCAUCCUGCCUUUUCCCUGCUGGCCUCCUUCAUUCCUUCCACUAUUCCAGCUCCUUGGUUUCCCCUGAGUAUGUAACUUUAACUGCUCUCAUUCUAUGAGAUAUGGAAAGGCUGACUCCAGCCCCCUUCCAGCUCUGCCACUGAGUGAUGUGGUCCAUCUCCCUGGGCAGCCUUGAUUGGUCCGAGGGUGAACAUGCACACAUGCAGACCAAUAAGAUGCAGUCCCUAGGAUUUUGGUGGAUGAUUGGGCAGAGGGAACCUUCCUUCUGCUGGGAUCAUUGCACUGUUGGAGUGGAUGUCUCCAGGGUCCACCAACAGAGCAGCUAAGGGAUGGCAACUACGAUAAAACCUUUCCUGAAGCUAGGUAUUCAGAAAAACAUCUGUCUGUCUGUCUGUCUGUCUCUCUCUCUCUCUCUCCUGUCCUCUACCACCCAGCUUACUUCCCAUAGACAUAUAAAGAUUCUUACCUGUUCUUCCAGAGAUGUUUUAUGUUUGGUCAAGCAAACAUGCAUAUAUGUUUCUUUCCCCCACUUUCACACAAAGGAUAGUGGGUAACAUAUACUUGCUUAUAUUGUAAGAUUUAUUGACCAUAAGCUUUACCAUUGUAAAUGUUUUAAAGUGUUCCAUUCAAUGGUAUUUAGCACAUUUACAACAUUGUGCAACCAUCUAGUUCCAAGCCAUUUUCAUCACCCAAACAGAAAACCCCGCCCCCAUUAAGCAAUUGCUCCCCAUUCUUUCCUCCCAUCCUGGCCUGGAAAAUGCUAAUCUACUUUCUGCAUCUGUGGAUUUGCCUAUUCUUGAUAAUUCAUAUAAAUUGGAAUCAUACAAUAUAUAUGUCCUUUUGUAUCUGGCUUCU
Molecule: messenger RNA, 4908 nt
Organism: Phyllostomus discolor (pale spear-nosed bat)
Lineage: Eukaryota; Metazoa; Chordata; Mammalia; Chiroptera; Phyllostomidae
Gene: HAPLN4
Product: hyaluronan and proteoglycan link protein 4
Exons: 5
Coding region: 113-1321 (402 amino acids)
Biological process (GO): cell adhesion
Molecular function (GO): hyaluronic acid binding
Source: RefSeq, a predicted model, not a curated record